Suillus paluster is the source of this 1843-nucleotide messenger RNA. Its product is annotated as GH3 auxin-responsive promoter. Gene Ontology annotation, cellular component: cytoplasm. Bases 1 to 1737 code for a protein of 578 amino acids. NCBI's taxonomy places the organism in Eukaryota, Fungi, Basidiomycota, Agaricomycetes, Boletales, Suillaceae. The record is from RefSeq and is a predicted model, not a curated record. Gene Ontology annotation, molecular function: acid-amino acid ligase activity. The transcript has 7 exons.
AUGGCAUCUUUUCUCUAUUCUCCACCUCUCAAAUCACUGACUCCUGAGCUGUUGACCCAGCUCAAAGAGCGCAGUGAAAAGUUUCUCUUCGAGAUCAUCGGCACGAAUUGGAAGUCCCAGUUCUGCCAAACUGCUGACGAACUCAGUAUAUUCCGACACGCUGUCGAAACGCUGCACGAUGAUGAAGAGGGAUUUUUGCAGAAGUUCCGCAAGCUGGUUCCGCUCACAGUAUACGACACUUAUGAACCUUACGUGGCUCGGUUCUUUAACGAGCCCUGCCAGGAAGCUGAGGUCAUUAACCUUUUUGCACCCGGUUUCCCCGCCUUCCUUGCAGCCUCUAGUGCAACCUCGGGGAAGGCACCCAAAUUUUUCGCGAAGUAUAGAGGAACGACCUACCGUUCCCUAGACACCCAGGGCCAGCGCAUACACACAUAUCGCUUAACGUGUAGGGUCUUAAACGUCUUCAAUGGAGAUCAAGACAUUGUGCGAAGAAUUACCGCCUCCGCAGCGAGUGGUGGGUUGUUGAGAUUGAAAAAUGGAUGGAACCCAGAACAAGACGAAGAUAUAAUGUCGUCUAAGGGCAAGUUCCCAACAGAGGCUGCUCCAAUUGCAGUAGCCAUGGUCGGAUAUAUCCCCUCAUUUUUUCUCUUGCACGCGCUGUUCGGGCUGGCCGACCGUAGCGUGGAGACUCUCGACCUCCUGUUCUGCACAACCUUACUCGACCUGUUUAUGUACAUGGACCGUGAUUGGUUCACUCUCGUGGACGCCAUCGAUAAUGGGACAAUACCAGAACUCAAAAACAUCGAGCACGUGCGGGACCAACUACAGCGGCAUUUACAUGCGGACCCUGUCCGCGCUGCUGAGCUACGUGCCAUUGGACCACCAUCCAAUACCGCUGGAUGGGCAAAAUCUGUUUGGAAAAAUCUGAGGUUAGCACGCAGCGUCGGAAGCGGCCCUUUCUCCUCCGCCGUUCCAAAGGUGAAACAUCUUCUUGGUCCUGAUGUGAUACUCCAAUCACCCCGAUUUGCCAGUAGUGAAUGCUUCAUUGGCGUCAAGUAUCACACUGGGGACCUCAACCGGUUCAGAAUUGUAUUGGACGAUGGAUUCAUUGAGUACCUCGAACUGGCAUCGGAGGAGGUGGCUGACAACCUAUGUGCAGCGUGGGAGGCUGAGCCAGGGAGACACUAUGAGCUUGUCCUGACUACGUGUCAUGGAUUGUGGCGGUACCGUUCUGGAGACAUAGUUGAGCUACUGGGCUUUGCUCCAGAUGAUGGUUCUCCCGUGGUGAGAUUCGUUGAACGGCGGAAGGUGGAGAUAAGACUUGAUGGUAUAUUUGUCACGGAAGGUCAACUGGCGCAAUCAAUAUAUUCUGUAACCCAGGACACGAUCGGUCAGGUUGUGGAGUUCACUUGCUUCAAAGACGUUCGGAAACUUCCCCAUACCAUUGGAUUCUUUGUGGAGCUAGCUCAGGAGCCAGGCACCGCCUCCCGGCACCUCGCAAAGCAGCAACUGGUUGAUGCCCUCUCAAGUGUGAACGAAUAUGUUAGCGGCCAAUAUGCUCGUGGGGCUAUGGGUAUGCCCACGCUUCGCGUGGUCAAGCCUGGGACAUUCACGGAAUACAGAAAAUGGAGGGGUGAAGCGGCUGCGAUUGCCACAUUGCAAUUGAAAGUGCCUGUGGUGAUGUCCGACCCCAUAGCUCAGGAGUGGAUGAUAAACAGAGUAGAACUAGAGAUCUAAAAUUAUUGGAGUAAACCUCGAAACUUUAGCAAUGAAUGAUGUAAGUAUUCUUGAUUGGUUCGUAUGUGUGUAUUGCUUCAAAUCACCAUCAUUCCAUCACAAAUUU